GGAGCGCGGCGCUUGCCAGAGCCGCCGCCGCCGCCGAGCCGCGAGUGCCCGGGACCCCCGGCCCGCCGCCACCAUGGCGCGGGACGUGAAGAGCAAGCUGUCCAAGAACCUCCUCCGCAUGAAGUUCAUGCAGAGGGGCUUGGACUCAGAAACCAAGAAGCAACUUGAAGAACAGGAAAAGAAGAUCAUUAGCGAGGAACAUUGGUUCUUGGAUCUACCAGAACUGAAGGAAAAGGAGAGCCUCAUAGUAGAAGAAAGAAGCUUUGUGCCAUGUGAGGAUCUCUUGUUUGGCAGGAUGUCAUUUAAAGGCUUCAAUCCCGAAGUCGAGAAGUUAAUGAUCCAGAUGAACUCAAGGUACAAGAAAGAAGAAAUCGAAGAAGUAGAUAAUUCAAUGGAGGCUGAUGUAUCGGAUGAAGAAAUGGCCAGAAGGUAUGAAACUUUAGUGGGUACUAUUGGGAAGAAAUUCUUGAAGAAGAGAGACCGCCACACCCUACAAGACGCAGAAGACGAAAGCAGUAACCAACCACCCAGCAAAACAAAGAAAAUGUUUUUAAAACCCCAGGAUUAAGUGACAUGGAUGAUUUUUGUAUCCUCUCGGCUGCAAAAUGUCUGUUUUGUAGCAUGGUGAUGCAAGCUCUAUUUCUUGUAAAUGGCCGGAUUGCUUUAUGGUUCUGAGACAGAUGCAUUUUUCAGAGUAAAUGAAUAUGUGACGGAGGAUGUACUUCCUUGGCUGUCCGCACACCAUUGUUAGGGUGGGAAUCUGGGCAAGGCAGAGACUCGGCUGGUGAAUGUAAGCAAGAUGGUUGUCGCAUGUUGAGAGCAACUUUAGAUUAUGAUUCUGACUGCGAACCAAGUAUUUAAAGGGAGAGGAGAUCCCCUUUUUGAUUCCUGCAAGACAUCACUGUUCUCUGUUGUCUGGGUGGGUGGGUGGAUAUGGUGCAUUUUGCUUCAGAGACAUUAUAGAGGGAGGGUGGGAGGGGUUUGCUGGGGAAGUAAACAGCAAGAAGAGAGAACCUGUCAGCUUGAUUUACUUCAGCCCUUGAAAACUGUGUUAUUCUGUUGGAACAUAUUUUCAAUUUCUCCGGAAAUUUUAACGUAUUGUGCCUAGCACUUGUGUUAAUUGUGUCUCUUCUUGAAUAAAAUUAUUCGACCCACUGUUAGAAACCUC
Molecule: messenger RNA, 1168 nt
Organism: Varanus komodoensis (Komodo dragon)
Lineage: Eukaryota; Metazoa; Chordata; Lepidosauria; Squamata; Varanidae
Gene: MPHOSPH6
Product: M-phase phosphoprotein 6
Exons: 5
Coding region: 74-568 (164 amino acids)
Biological process (GO): maturation of 5.8S rRNA
Source: RefSeq, a predicted model, not a curated record